AUGACCACACAGUUCAAGAUGGCGUCCAUGGACCUCCGUGUCGGCGGCAAGUACCGCAUCGGCAAGAAGAUUGGUAGUGGCUCGUUUGGUGACAUUUACCUCGGCGUCAACAUUGUCUCCGGCGAGGAGGUUGCCAUCAAGCUCGAGUCAGUCAAGGCCAAGCACCCCCAGCUCGAGUACGAGUCCAAGGUCUACAAGUCGCUCGCCGGCGGUGUCGGUGUCCCCUUUGUCCGCUGGUACGGUACCGAGUGCGACUACAACGCCAUGGUCCUUGACCUCCUUGGCCCCUCGCUCGAGGACCUGUUCAACUUCUGCAACCGCAAGUUCUCGCUCAAGACGGUCCUUCUCCUCGCCGACCAGUUGAUCUCGCGUGUCGAGUACAUCCACUCGCGCAACUUUAUCCACCGUGACAUCAAGCCCGACAACUUCCUCAUGGGCAUUGGCAAGCGUGGCAACCAGGUCAACGUCAUCGACUUUGGUCUCGCCAAGAAGUACCGCGACCCCAAGACGCACCUCCACAUCCCUUACCGUGAGAACAAGAACCUCACCGGUACCGCCCGUUACACCUCGAUCAACACCCACCUGGGUGUCGAGCAGUCGCGUCGUGACGACCUCGAGUCGCUCGGCUACGUGCUCAUGUACUUCCUCCGUGGCCAGCUCCCCUGGCAGGGUCUUAAGGCUGCUACCAAGAAGCAGAAGUACGACCGCAUCAUGGAGAAGAAGAUGACCACCCCCACCGACGCCCUCUGCCGCGGCUUCCCCAACGAGUUUGCCAUCUACCUCAACUACUGCCGUUCGCUCCGCUUCGACGACAAGCCCGACUACUCGUACCUCCGCAAGCUCUUCCGCGACCUCUUUGUCCGUGAGGGCUUCCAGUACGACUACGUCUUUGACUGGUCGGUCCAGCCCCCUCCCCCCAAGACCGCCGACGGUGCCGAGGCCGACCUCCAGCAGCACAACGCGCUCCUUGCCCAGAAGCGCCGCAUUGUUGCCGAGGGCCAGAUCCCCAUGGGCUCAGCCGCCGACCAGAGCAAGAUCGAGUCGCAACGCCAGCUCCGCUCGCAGACGCGCAACAAUGCUCGCGAGCAGGGUGGGUGGUAA
Apiotrichum porosum is the source of this 1101-nucleotide messenger RNA. It is a transcript of the gene HRR25, whose product is annotated as serine/threonine protein kinase. Gene Ontology annotation, biological process: endocytosis; peptidyl-serine phosphorylation; signal transduction. NCBI's taxonomy places the organism in Eukaryota, Fungi, Basidiomycota, Tremellomycetes, Trichosporonales, Trichosporonaceae. The transcript has 2 exons. Gene Ontology annotation, cellular component: cytoplasm; nucleus. The coding region runs from base 1 to 1101 and encodes 366 amino acids. The record is from RefSeq and is a predicted model, not a curated record. Gene Ontology annotation, molecular function: ATP binding; protein serine/threonine kinase activity.